Molecule: messenger RNA, 1185 nt
Organism: Wyeomyia smithii (pitcher-plant mosquito)
Lineage: Eukaryota; Metazoa; Arthropoda; Insecta; Diptera; Culicidae
Exons: 3
Coding region: 1-1185 (394 amino acids)
Source: RefSeq, a predicted model, not a curated record
AUGCAAAUGCAGUUGUUGAAGAUCAAAACUUUACGAUCGACUACUCUCCGAACGAUUCGUUUCGAGUCACCUUCGAAGGGAAAGUGCUCCCAGAUUUCUUCGAGCUGUACAAGCUCAGACUACCGUGCUUUGAAACGGGUGUACCCUGAGCUUUUCAGCAAUAAGCUCGGGCUUUGCACAAAAACAAAAAUUGUGCUGUCUUUGAAGGAUGCAAGCAAACCUGUUUUCCGACCCAGGAGACCUGUAGCAUACGCAAUGCAAGCUAUAGUUGACGAAGAGCUUGACCGUUUGGAACGAUUGAAUAUUAUUUCACCUGUGCAGUACUCAGAGUGGGCUGCACCGACAGUUGUUGUACGAAAGGCAAACGGCACUAUCCGUAUAUGCGGUGAUUACUCAACUGGGCUCAAUGAUCAGCUUCAGUCACAUCAGUACCCGCUACCGUUGCCGCAGGACAUUUUCUCAAAAUUAGUAGGUUGUACUGUCUUCAGCCAAAUUGAUUUAUCCGAUGCAUUCUUGCAGAUGGAGGUAGAUGAGGAAUGUCGGAAGUUGUUAACCAUCAACACGCACCGGGGACUGUAUCAAUACAAUAGGCUCCCUCCUGGCGUGAAGGCGGCUCCAGGCGCGUUCCAGCAGAUGAUCGACACUAUGCUGGCCGGUCUAUCGAAUACGUCGGGAUAUUUAGAUGACGUGAUUGUUGGUGGUAGAGAUGAAAACGAACAUUCACGUAACUUGCACGCAGUACUGCACCGAAUUCAAGAGUACGGAUUCACUAUUCGCCUAGAAAAGUGUGCAUUCGGACAGCAUAAAAUCCGAUACCUAGGGCAUAUGCUAGAUCGCCAAGGCCUUCGGCCAGAUCCAGAUAAGAUCCAAGCUAUUAAAGAUAUGCCUGCUCCCAAGGACCUCACAGGUGUUCGCUCUUUCCUUGGAGCAUUGAACUAUUACGGUAAGUUCGUGCCGAAUAUGAGAACACUGCGCUACCCUUUGAAUGAACUUUUAAAAUCCAGCACAUCUACAUUCAAGUGGACACCAGCAUGCCAGAGUGCAUUUGAAAAAUUUAAAGCAAUUUUGUCGUCAGAGCUCUUACUGACACACUACGAUCCGAUGCAGGAGAUAGUUGUUUCGGCUGAUGCUUCGUCGAUCGGUGUUGGAGCAACAAUUAGCCAUAAGUUGCAGAUGGCCAAAUGA